This is a messenger RNA of Apaloderma vittatum (bar-tailed trogon), 4300 nucleotides long. RefSeq names its product brefeldin A-inhibited guanine nucleotide-exchange protein 1. Gene Ontology annotation, biological process: regulation of ARF protein signal transduction. The transcript has 29 exons. The annotation marks the transcript as partial. Gene Ontology annotation, molecular function: guanyl-nucleotide exchange factor activity. The record is from RefSeq and is a predicted model, not a curated record. Lineage: Eukaryota; Metazoa; Chordata; Aves; Trogoniformes; Trogonidae.
GUUUUCUUCAAAGAAAUUUUCCUGUAUAUCUUGGAAACUUCUACUAGCUCAUUUGAUCAUAAAUGGAUGGUUAUACAAACGCUGACAAGGAUAUGUGCAGAUGCCCAGAGUGUAGUGGAUAUCUACGUGAACUAUGAUUGUGAUUUAAAUGCAGCAAAUAUAUUUGAAAGGCUGGUUAAUGACCUAUCAAAGAUUGCUCAAGGAAGGGGUAGCCAAGAACUCGGCAUGUCCAAUGUGCAGGAAUUAAGUUUGAGAAAAAAAGGAUUGGAAUGCCUAGUAUCAAUCUUGAAGUGCAUGGUGGAGUGGAGUAAGGAUCAGUAUGUAAAUCCCAAUUCUCAGACAACACUUGGCCAAGAAAAACCCACAGAACAGGACAGCAAUGAAACCAAACAUCCUGAGACAAUUAAUAGAUAUGGAAGCUUAAAUUCCUUGGAUUCUACUGCUUCAUCAGGAAUUGGCAGUUACAGCACACAGAUGUCUGGCACUGACAACCCAGAGCAAUUUGAGGUCCUAAAGCAACAAAAGGAAAUAAUAGAACAAGGAAUUGACUUAUUCAAUAAGAAACCAAAGAGGGGGAUUCAGUACCUGCAAGAACAAGGGAUGCUUGGCACUACCCCAGAAGAUAUUGCUCAGUUCUUGCAUCAAGAAGAAAGAUUAGAUUCAACUCAGGUUGGGGAGUUCCUGGGAGACAAUGAUAAAUUUAACAAAGAAGUCAUGUAUGCAUAUGUAGACCAACACGACUUCUCAGGGAAGGAUUUUGUUUCAGCUCUUCGCAUGUUUCUAGAGGGAUUUCGUCUUCCAGGAGAGGCUCAAAAAAUUGAUCGCCUGAUGGAGAAAUUUGCUGCCAGAUAUUUAGAGUGUAACCAAGGGCAAACACUUUUUGCUAGUGCAGAUACUGCAUAUGUUUUAGCUUACUCAAUUAUCAUGUUGACAACAGAUCUUCACAGUCCACAGGUUAAGAAUAAAAUGACAAAAGAACAGUAUAUUAAAAUGAAUAGAGGUAUCAAUGACAGCAAAGAUCUGCCUGAAGAAUAUUUGUCUGCGAUCUAUAAUGAAAUAGCUGGAAAGAAGAUUUCAAUGAAGGAAACAAAAGAACUAACAAUACCCACAAAAUCCAGUAAACAAAGUGUUGCUAGUGAAAAGCAGAGAAGACUGCUUUAUAAUUUGGAAAUGGAGCAAAUGGCUAAAACAGCGAAAGCUCUUAUGGAGGCGGUGAGCCACGUUCAGGCACCUUUUACGAGUGCAACACACCUGGAGCACGUGAGACCCAUGUUUAAGUUGGCAUGGACACCUUUUCUAGCUGCAUUCAGCGUGGGUCUACAGGACUGUGAUGACACAGAAGUUGCCUCUCUUUGCUUGGAGGGUAUACGAUGUGCAAUCAGGAUAGCUUGCAUUUUCAACAUUCAGCUUGAAAGAGAUGCCUAUGUCCAAGCGUUAGCAAGAUUUACGUUACUUACAGUGAGUUCUGGUAUUACUGAAAUGAAGCAGAAGAAUAUUGACACAAUUAAAACCCUCAUCACUGUGGCUCAUACAGAUGGAAACUAUUUAGGAAAUUCCUGGCAUGAGAUUCUGAAAUGCAUCAGUCAGCUUGAACUGGCACAGUUAAUAGGAACUGGAGUAAAACCUCGCUACAUCUCAGGGACAGUGCGUGGCAGGGAAGGAUCUUUUACUGGAACAAAAGAUCAGGCACCUGAUGAAUUUGUGGGGCUGGGACUGGUUGGUGGGAACGUGGAUUGGAAGCAGAUAGCAAGUAUUCAGGAAUCCAUUGGUGAAACUAGCUCCCAAAGUGUUGUCGUUGCUGUAGACAGAAUAUUUACAGGAUCUACAAGGUUGGAUGGAAAUGCUAUCGUGGAUUUCGUUCGCUGGCUUUGUGCCGUAUCUAUGGAUGAACUGCUGUCUGCUACCCACCCUCGAAUGUUUAGUCUGCAGAAGAUAGUGGAGAUUUCUUACUACAAUAUGGGCCGGAUAAGGUUACAGUGGUCUAGAAUCUGGGAAGUUAUUGGAGAUCAUUUUAAUAAGGUUGGCUGCAAUCCCAAUGAAGAUGUAGCUAUAUUUGCAGUAGAUUCAUUAAGGCAAUUAUCAAUGAAAUUCUUAGAAAAAGGAGAACUUGCUAAUUUCCGAUUCCAGAAGGACUUCCUAAGACCAUUUGAACAUAUCAUGAAGCGAAACAGGUCUCCCACGAUUCGAGACAUGGUUGUACGGUGUAUUGCACAGAUGGUGAAUUCCCAGGCUGCUAAUAUUCGUUCUGGCUGGAAAAACAUUUUCUCAGUGUUUCAUCUGGCAGCCUCAGAUCAGGAUGAAAGUAUAGUGGAACUUGCAUUCCAGACUACAGGACACAUUGUCACAAUUGUGUUUGAAAAACACUUCCCAGCAACCAUAGACUCUUUCCAGGAUGCAGUAAAGUGCUUGUCUGAAUUCGCCUGCAAUGCAGCAUUUCCUGAUACCAGUAUGGAAGCGAUCCGCCUCAUUCGCCACUGUGCAAAAUAUGUAUCUGAUAGACCUCAGGCAUUCAAGGAAUACACAAGUGAUGACAUGAAUGUAGCGCCUGAAGACAGAGUGUGGGUGCGAGGAUGGUUCCCAAUUCUGUUUGAGUUGUCCUGUAUCAUCAAUAGAUGCAAAUUAGAUGUAAGAACCAGGGGCCUGACAGUGAUGUUUGAAAUAAUGAAGACCUAUGGUCAUACUUAUGAAAAACACUGGUGGCAAGAUUUGUUUCGGAUUGUCUUCAGGAUAUUUGACAACAUGAAGCUGCCAGAGCAGCAGACUGAGAAAGCUGAAUGGAUGACAACUACUUGCAACCACGCACUUUAUGCAAUAUGCGAUGUAUUCACACAGUAUUUGGAAGUACUUAGCGAUGUUCUUUUGGAUGAUAUAUUUGCGCAGCUGUACUGGUGUGUGCAGCAAGACAAUGAGCAACUGGCACGGUCCGGUACAAACUGUUUGGAGAAUGUUGUCAUCCUAAAUGGUGAAAAGUUUACCCUCGAAAUCUGGGAUAAAACUUGUACUUGCAUGCUGGAUAUUUUCAAAACUACAAUCCCUCAUGCGCUGCUGACCUGGCGACCAGUCAGUGGUGAGUUUGGCUCUGGAUCUCCCUCUGAUGCAAAAGAAAAACUGGACACAAUCUCACAGAAGUCAGUAGAUAUUCACGAUUCUAUUCAGCCUAGAUCUUCAGAGGGACGUCCGUAUCAGCCCAGCGCAGGGUCCACAGUAGGUGAAGAAAUGAGUAAAACCAGGCCGACAGCAAAAUUUCCAGAACAGAAGUUAUUUGCUGCUCUUUUGAUCAAAUGUGUUGUUCAGCUGGAACUCAUUCAGACUAUCGACAAUAUCGUGUUCUUCCCAGCGACCAGCAAAAAAGAGGAUGCAGAGAAUCUAGCAGCAGCACAAAGAGAUGCAGUAGACUUCGAUGUCCACGUGGAUACACAAGAUCAAGGGAUGUAUCGUUUUCUGACAUCCCAGCAGCUUUUCAAACUUCUCGAUUGUCUACUGGAAUCUCACAGAUUUGCUAAAGCAUUUAAUUCCAACAACGAACAAAGAACUGCUCUCUGGAAAGCCGGUUUCAAAGGCAAAUCCAAACCCAAUCUCCUGAAGCAGGAGACAAGUAGUCUCGCCUGUGGGCUGCGCAUUCUUUUUCGUAUGUACAUGGAUGAGAGCCGCACCAGUGCGUGGGAGGAAGUCCAGCAACGACUACUGAAUGUCUGCAGCGAGGCUCUGAGUUACUUCCUUACUCUUACAUCAGAAAGUCAUCGGGAAGCCUGGACUAAUCUAUUACUCUUAUUUUUGACUAAAGUUCUGAAGAUAAGUGAUGACAGGUUCAAGGCUCACGCCUCAUUCUACUAUCCUCUGCUCUGUGAAAUUAUGCAGUUUGACCUUAUUCCUGAGCUUCGGGCUGUUCUACGAAGGUUUUUCCUGCGGAUCGGCGUGGUUUUCCAAAUAUCCCAACCACUGGAACAGGAGUCUGGAAUAAGCAAGCAGUAGCAGACCGUGACUGAGUCUCGCUCUCGUUUCAAAGUUUCUAUUCCUCAGCUAAAUAAAAGGACCGGGUAGCUGAGCCAUCCUGUCUGGAUAUCCCAUAAAAACACGGUUUCUUUGUACGGCAGCGUGUAUCCAAGGGUCAAUGGUACGGAUGCUCACAACUUGUAAUUACGGCUCGCAGCACUCCAGUCCCUUCGUUUCCCGAUGGAUUGUCUGUAUCGGUUUCUCUGCCCUGGCUCCUGCUGAGCACAGAGCCAGUUUUUAGCACGGUCCUCUUGUGAGCAUGGGCUGCCGUGUCCUCUCCUGUCCUAGACAGCGGCGUAGCAACAGA